Molecule: messenger RNA, 879 nt
Organism: Fusarium musae
Lineage: Eukaryota; Fungi; Ascomycota; Sordariomycetes; Hypocreales; Nectriaceae
Exons: 2
Coding region: 1-879 (292 amino acids)
Source: RefSeq, a predicted model, not a curated record
AUGUCUGCAAAUCUCAAGCACCAAGCUGCCAGCGAAGCAACCUCAUUCGCAUUCAUAUGGCGUCAACUCUUCCAAUCCAUCCCCUCCAUCCCAAACAACGUGGACCUCUCUGGCCGAGUCGCUCUGAUUACUAGAUCCAACGCCGGCCUUGGCUUUGAAAGCGCCGGCCAAUUCCUUGCACUUAACCUUUCACAUUUAAUUCUUGCCGUUCGAUCUGAACCGAGAGGAGAUGCAGCAGCCAAGAAACUCCAGGCUGAGUUUGCCUCAGCACAGAUAGAUGUAUGGCUUGUUGAUAUGUCAUCCUAUGACUCAAUCAUGGCUUUUUCCAAACAGUGCGAGACAUUACCACGAUUAGCCAUCGCGAUCCUCAAUGCAGGUCUAAGCCAACUGACCUACACAAGGGCAGAGGAAACAGGUCACGAGAUCACCUUCCAAGUUAACUAUCUCUCGACAGCUCUUCUCGCCCUCGUUCUCAUUCCUAUUCUCAGAGAGAAACAUGGAAACACAUCACCAGCACGUCUAAGUCUUGUUGGCUCCGACACAUCAUAUUAUGCAAACUGGAAGGGCAGAGAUUCCGAGCCUAUCAUAGAAGUAAUGGAUAAUCCAGCCGCUUUUGACUCAUGGGAGGCCUACAAGACCACUAAGCUUUUGCUACUCCUGUUCGCGCUUAUUAUCAACGUGUCGAACCUCGGCGCAUGCAGCGGAACACAGUUUGGACAUGCGGAGCGCUCAAUGCUGGAAGAAGCGGUGCUAUAUGUGGCAUCAUUACUUCUUGGACGGACUGCUAUAGUUGGUGCCCGGCAGUAUGUGGAUGCUGUGACGGUUCAAGGCCCCGAGAGUCAUGGUAGCUUUGUUAGCGAGGGCAAAAUCAAGCCGUGA